Molecule: messenger RNA, 1394 nt
Organism: Prosopis cineraria
Lineage: Eukaryota; Viridiplantae; Streptophyta; Magnoliopsida; Fabales; Fabaceae
Product: protein MIZU-KUSSEI 1
Exons: 2
Coding region: 153-1079 (308 amino acids)
Biological process (GO): hydrotropism
Source: RefSeq, a predicted model, not a curated record
AAAAUUGGCAAGAUUUGGGGGUAACCUAGUAAGAACCUUAAGAUGACUAAACCGAAAGGUUCUUGAGUUAAAACGCACUUGAUGAAGGAUUAGCUUGCCUUUGCCUCUACUUGGUGCCGAGUGAACAGAAGGAAGAACUGGUGGUGGGGCCCAUGAACAAUGAAAUGCAUUGGGGCUGUCCGUUCGUUGGUAGGUGCCAUGUAGACUCUGCACCCAACAUAUUCCAUGAGACUCAUAACUGGAUGAUGUCAUCAAGGUGGACGUCCAGCACCAGCAGACAUGGAUGCAGGAAGAUGAAGACAGACAUGGCUGCUAGAACCUCCCAAGAUUUCUCCUCCAAGAGGCACUUCCACUGGACUAAAAAGGUAGGCAAUGAAGAAUCUGAAGCUCCCACUUCAGAAUCAAUCUUAAAAAUCAUAGAGGAGGAGGAGACCAAGGAGGAUAAUGACAAGAAUCCAGGAUCAGCAGCUGCAUCACAACAAGCAGCAUCAAGAAGGAAGCUUCAAGCCAUUGCAAUCUCAAGGCUUCGAUCCAUCCUCACCAAGUUUGGUAAGAACCGUUCGAGCCUACCCUUCGGCCUAGGUCCUAGAGUAGUAGGAACCCUCUUCGGGUAUCGACGUGGGCAUGUGCAUUUUGCGUUCCAAAAGGAGCCCACUUCCCAACCAGCCUUCUUGAUCGAGUUGGCUACACCAAUUAGUGGUCUUGUUCGUGAAAUGGCAUCUGGGUUAGUUCGAAUCGCUCUGGAAUGUGACAAAGAGAAGGAAGAAGGUAAGAAAGCUGUGAGGUUGCUUGAAGAGCCGGUAUGGAGGACGUACUGUAAUGGGAAGAAAUGUGGGUUUGCUACGAGAAGAGAAUGCGGGCCAAAGGAGUGGGAUAUACUGAAAGCUGUUGAGAAAAUUUCAAUGGGUGCUGGUGUUUUGCCUGCUGAAGCUGGAUCUGAUGGUGGUGACGGUGAAAUCAUGUACAUGAGGGCUAAGUUUGAGAGAAUUGUGGGGUCCAGAGACUCUGAAGCUUUCUACAUGAUGAAUCCAGAUAGCAAUGGAUCUCCGGAGCUCAGCAUAUACUUGCUCAGAGUCUAGCAUCAAUGGAAGCUCUGUUCAGUUACUUAGUUCAUUUCCCCUUUUUUGAAACACUAGCAUCAACGGAGGCCAUGUCUUCUCCAAGUUCUUUUUCCUUCUUUUUUUUUUUUUUAGAUUAGUAUGAGAAGUGGACUUACUGUGUCAGAGGGAGGUGGAAAAUGGUGGGUGAUUAGUAUACUUUACAGCAUGGUGAUGUGGGGCAUGAAAGGGUGUAUAUGUAUAGUUUCUUCUUUCCCAAUCCUUUUUAAUCAGUGAUCAGACAAAAAAAGUCGUUGCAAAUCAUGAAUGUCUUCACAUUGUCAUUGGUUUGAUUAA